This is a messenger RNA of Triplophysa dalaica, 1231 nucleotides long. It is a transcript of the gene mfap2, whose product is annotated as microfibril associated protein 2. Gene Ontology annotation, cellular component: microfibril. Bases 72 to 545 code for a protein of 157 amino acids. Gene Ontology annotation, biological process: embryonic eye morphogenesis. NCBI's taxonomy places the organism in Eukaryota, Metazoa, Chordata, Actinopteri, Cypriniformes, Nemacheilidae. The transcript is spliced from 9 exons. The record is from RefSeq and is a predicted model, not a curated record.
UUUGAGAAACUUCAGACACGCGCUGAGACUUGAGCAUCACGCGAGGAGAUAGAAACUGAAUUAAAGACAUCAUGAAACUCUCUUACUUGAUCCUUCUGUCAGUGCUCGGUGUGGUUGUGUGUCAGAACUAUGAUGAUUAUUCAGAUGUCUUUGGAGGGACCGGCAACACUUAUGAUUACUAUCCAGCAGUGCCAAAACAGAUCAUACAAACACCAACCUCAGGACCUGGACAGACCGCUGUGGAUUUCCAGACAGAGCCGACUGAACCUGGACCUCUGGACUGUCGUGAGGAACAGUAUCCCUGCACUCGACUCUAUUCUGUCCAUCAGCCCUGUAAACAAUGUCUGAACAGCAUCUGCUUCUACAGUUUGCGGAGGGUUUAUGUGAUCAAUAAAGAGAUUUGUGUCAGGACCGUUUGUGCCCAUGAGGAGCUGCUCAGAGCGGAUCUGUGCCGGGAUCAGUUUUCUCGCUGUGGUGUAGUUGCAGUCAGUGGUCAGUGUGGAGCGAUGGGCGGGACCUGUGCCAAGAGCUGUGGAUCCUGUUAGAAGCACACACACACACACAGACACAUGAGCCCUGGUACUGCCUACUGGUACUUUACACAAACACAAUCAGAUGCUUAGACCAGCACCUCUUGUGUAGAGUUCAAAAAAUGAAAGACACACAACAUAAAAUGUGAUGAAACAUCAACUCUUUUGGUUGGUAGUUUAAUUUCACCAACAUUCAUCACAUUUGUUUACAUAUCUGCAUCAGAAUAUAUUUCACAUAUAAAUUCAGAUCUUUCCUGUUUUCUCCACCCCUCCUUUCUCUCUCUCUCUCUCUCUCUCUCUCUUUAUAUGUAUGUGAUGUUUGUGCUCAUAUGAAGUGAUAUUUACUGUAAUAUAAUCAUUUGGUUCAGUGUUUAUGGUGCUAUUGUAUCCUGUGAUGCAGGACAAACAUUACUGUCAUCAUUCGGUGCUGUUGUUGUCGUUAUUGUUUAUUUGUGUGUUGUGUCUCGGGUGAGUUACACUGAACUUGACCCUUCACAUCUGAUCUCAGGUCAAAUUUAAAGACCUGCAGGCACUGAUCCCCUUAAAAACAGCUACUGGACGCAGAUCUGCGCAGACGACUCCUGCAGACAUGCGCAGAUGAUAGCGUCUGGGUUCAGUUGUCAUAUUAUACUAUCAUGUAUUACUGUACUAUUGGCUGGCUGUACCAAAAUCUCUUAAAAAUAAAACACGUUGUACUUUCA